Messenger RNA from Danio aesculapii, 3252 nucleotides. It is a transcript of the gene ube2b, whose product is annotated as ubiquitin-conjugating enzyme E2B (RAD6 homolog). NCBI's taxonomy places the organism in Eukaryota, Metazoa, Chordata, Actinopteri, Cypriniformes, Danionidae. The coding region runs from base 89 to 547 and encodes 152 amino acids. The transcript has 6 exons. Gene Ontology annotation, cellular component: HULC complex. Gene Ontology annotation, molecular function: ubiquitin conjugating enzyme activity. The record is from RefSeq and is a predicted model, not a curated record. Gene Ontology annotation, biological process: DNA repair; protein polyubiquitination; proteasome-mediated ubiquitin-dependent protein catabolic process.
GUCAGCGGCGCGUCACACCUCUGAUCCUGCAGCUGCCGCUCAUCUGCUCGUUUUAUCACACAAUAUUGCGUUAUUAAACUGUUAAAACAUGUCUACACAGGCCAGACGGAGACUCAUGAGGGACUUCAAGAGGCUUCAAGAAGACCCUCCGACCGGCGUGAGCGGCGCUCCUUCAGAAAACAACAUCAUGCUGUGGAACGCUGUCAUUUUUGGGCCUGUAGGAACUCCCUUUGAGGAUGGAACAUUUAAGCUGGUUAUUGAGUUCUCAGAAGAAUAUCCCAACAAGCCGCCGACGGUUCGCUUCGUCUCCAAAAUGUUUCACCCCAACGUGUAUGCGGAUGGCAGUAUAUGUUUAGACAUUCUCCAGAACCGCUGGAGUCCCACAUAUGACGUCUCCUCCAUCCUCACGUCCAUCCAGUCUCUGCUGGACGAGCCGAACCCGAACAGCCCAGCGAACAGUCAGGCAGCUCAACUUUACCAGGAGAAUAAACGUGAAUAUGAGAAGAGAGUUUCUGCUGUGGUGGAGCAGAGCUGGGUGGACUCAUAACACAUUAAACACACUCUCUCUCUCUCUCUGUGUGUGUGUGUGUGUGUGUGUGUGUGUUAGGGCUGCACUAUAUUGGACGAAUCUGACAUUGUGAUAUUUAGUUUUUCUGAUAUAUACAGUUAAAGUCAGAAUGAUUCACCCUCCUGCAAAUAUUUUUUCCAAUAUUCCCCAGAUGAUGUUUCUCAGAUUGAGGAAUUUCUCACAGUAUUUCCUCUAAUAUUGUUUCUUCUGGAGAAAGUCUUAUUUGUUUUAUUUCAGCUAGAAUAAAAGCAGUUUUUAAUAGUUUUAAAGCCAUUUUAAGGUCAAUAUUAUUAGCCCCCUUCAGCAAUAUUAGUGUUGGAUUGUCUCCAGAAUAAACCACUGUUAUACAAUGACUUGCCUAAUUACCCUAACUUUACCCUAAUUACCCUAGUGAAGCCUUUAAAUGUCACUUUAAGCUGAAUACUAGUGUCUUGAAGAAUAUCUAGUCUAAUAUUAUGUCCUGUCAUCAUGAUGAAGAGAAAAGACAUCAGUUAAUAGAGAUGAGUUAUUAACACUAUUAUGAUUAGAGAUGUGCUGGAGAAAUCUGCUCUCUAUUAAACAGAAUUUGGGGUGAAAAAGAUUCAGACUGAAACUGAUUAUAUGUAUAUGCAGUUCACCAGAUGACCUGAAACUGCUAUGUGAAUAGAGUAUUAUUAAGUUAAAUAGAUUGGGAUGAUUCUGUAGGGGAUUGAGUCAUGCAUAACAUGUAAUAAACAAAUGACAAGCAUAGAUAAAUCCAAACGAGCAGAGGAAAGUGAAAUAAGCAGUGCUUUAUGGUGACCAGGGCAGAGAAAUAAUAUUCAGGUUCAGAAUUUGAAUAAUUCAAUGUAAAAUAAGACUGCAAUAGUGUUUACUGUAUAAAUGAGUCAAUUAAAUGGUUCUUUAUUAAAGAUACAAAUGAUUUAAUGUCAUGUGCCUGAAUAUGUUGAACUGUGCCCUAAAAGGCUAAUCCUCAUGUUAUGGGUAAGCUCUGCAAUAACGACACACUUGCCAUGUGUUCUGGACUGUUUUCCUGGACAAUAUAAUCAUAACUCAACUCACAGAUCCUGCAGUGUGACUAUUGUAAAUGUGUGUAUUGCGGGAUCCAUGCUGAAACCAUAUAUUGUGCAGCCCUUGUGUGUGUGUGUGUGUGGGGCUUAUUUAUUUUUUUAAGUGCAUGGUAAGUUAUUGCUAACAACAUCUGAGACGUACCAUUGUUGGUUUGAGGAGUUAAAGAAAUGCAGAUUUAUUCCCUGAACAUCUUUAGAGAAGCGCUGUUAAAGGGACAGUACACCCUAAACAUCAAAACUCUCAUCGUUUACUCAUCCUUCACAUCUCUAUGAGUGAAAAACAAAUGCACGGAAGAUAUUUUGAGAAAUGUCAGAAACCUGUAACCAUUGGCUUCCAUUGUAUUUGUUUUUCUACUCUGGAAGUGAAUGGUUAGCUGUUUUCUGUAGUGUAGGAUGGUAAAGAUUCAAACCAUUGACUUCCUCAGUUUACUUCUUUAUUAUGCAGCAGGUUUAACAAUAAACAUGAGAAUAAAGAACCAAAACAAAGGCAGAAAUUGGGAUUAUAUGUAUAUGAGGCAUUGAUUGUCAUUGGUAUUAGAUGUCUCUAAAUCCUGAUUAUGCAUUGAGUUCAAUAAUGAUUCUUUGGUAUAAUAAUUGAAUAAUUAAUGGAAGAUGGUAGAAGACAAUUCAUAUAAUAUGUAUAUUAAAAUAAAGGGAAUAAAUAAAAAAGGGACAGAAAAUAAGAAUAAAGGUGAAAGAUUACAAAAGAAAUAAAUAUUUAUAUGUAAUAGACAGAUUAAUUUAGUAAUAAGUGGAGGUUGGUAUAAGACGACUCCUUCAGUAUAAUUAAUGUAUAAUACAGUAAUGUGUGUAAUAAUUAAACAGAGCAAAGAUUAUGGAGAGAUCCUUUGAAAAGGAGAUAUUUUUAAAAAUGCUGAAAACAUGUAACCAUUGACUUCUGUACAAGGAAAAACAAAUACUGUGGAAGUCAAUGCUUGCACAUUUCCAACAUUCUUCAAAAUAUCUUCUUUUGUGUUCAACAGAAGAAACUGACACGAGUAAAGAGUGAGUAAAUGAUGACAACUCUCAUUUCAGUGUGAACUAACCCUUUGGUAUAAGACAACUCCUUCAGUAUAAAUAAUAUAAAGGAUAUAAAGUAAAAAGGAGAGAAAACUGCAGAGAAGGAAGAAAUAAGAAUAAAUUAAGGAGAAAAAGAAAAUGUAUGUAAUAAUUAAACAGAGCAAAGAUUAUGGAGAGAAAAGAGAUAUUAUAAAUAGAAGAUAUUUGAAGAAAUGUUGGAAACCUGUAACCAUUGACUAUACAAUUACGAUGGAAGUCAGUGGUUACAGGUUUCCAACAUUCUUCAAAAUAUCUUCUUUUGUUCAACAGAAGAAACUGACACAAGUGAAGAGUGAGUAAAUGAUGACAACUCUCAUUUCAGUGUGAUCUAACCCUUUACUGUAAGUGAAAACAGCAGCUCCUGAUGAUGAUGAUGAUCCCGUCUGCUCUGGGAAUCUUCAUCUUUCUCUAAUAAUCUGUAUUUGACUAUAUUCUUCUGCUCGGUGUGUUUAAGUAAAGGACGGCGGUGUUGAGGGAUCUUUCCAGAGUUACUUUUGGUGAAUUUAUCAUAAGACAUUUAUACUUCUGAUAUGCUGUAUACAAAACAGAUAUAAUAAAUCAUUUUUCAGACACGCA